This is a messenger RNA of Leishmania mexicana MHOM/GT/2001/U1103, 4473 nucleotides long. RefSeq lists its product as hypothetical. The record is from RefSeq and is a predicted model, not a curated record. Bases 1 to 4473 code for a protein of 1490 amino acids. The transcript has a single exon. NCBI's taxonomy places the organism in Eukaryota, Euglenozoa, Kinetoplastea, Trypanosomatida, Trypanosomatidae.
AUGGCCCGUCGCGCACUUGCUGCUCUGCUAUUGUUACUGUGCUUCCUGCUGGCGAGGAGCGAGGCUGCCCUCACCGCACCGUUUGGCGGCUGCGAGGCCGGCACAGCAGGCUAUGUAAUUCAUUCCUCCGGUGAGAACGACAAGGGGGUGCAGUACUUAAUGGAGAACGGCAUCGCAUUUGUUAUCCUUCCUGCUACGGUCACCAAUGGCGUUGUCAUGUGGGAGAACGGCGAGGUCGCUGCGUGGAUGCCGCCCGACUUCCAAGCUCCGUCUGACGCCCAUUACCGCCUCAUCCUGCGGAAGAACGGCGGGUGGGCCGUCAUCGCCAUGCCUUUUACGUGGAAUCACCUGUGCACCGAUGGCCGCGAAGACGCGGAGACGACAACGACAACGCAAAUGCCGGACACGACGACGACUUCCACCACGACCACAACGCCUGCACCGACGGCCAACCCUCACCUGUCGUCAUCAUCAUUUCAAUCAGAAAGCUCAGCCUCCAGUAGCUUUGCGUCGCCUAUCACGACGACAACUCUGGCUCCUUCUCCGACAACCUCCACCACCGCUGCGCCGCCGCAAUCUGUGCCAACGGUGUCGUCGGUUAUGCAGACAGUGAAGAGCGUCAUCUUCGCUGCAGUGCCGACGGUGGAUGUGAUGGACUUCACCUCGAAUGUGGUCUACCUUCCGGCGACGGCGACCCUUGUGGAGAACAUGCAAGCGCUGCAGGCAGCCAGCACCGUGAUCGCGGUACGGUUUGGUGCCACAGGCCCCGUGUCCGCUCUUUUGACGGAUGCGACUGCCGCCUCCGUUUCGUUUCAUGUGCCAAAUGAGCUGUACAACGUCUCUGUGGUGACCUCGCAUGCGCUGUCGCUGGUUACGCUAAACACCGCCGACAUCCUGGCCGUCGGCUCGCAGCUGCGCAUCACACCGGUACUGAUCGCACUUCAGCAGAUGUCCAUCGGUGUGGUACUGCGCGAUGAGUCCAUCCUAGAAGGCACAGAUAUCCUGGCGACGGUGCGCUUCGCAGGGCCUGGGACGGCGUUACUGCAUACCACGGAUGUCUCCAAAGUCAUCACGUCCACGCUGUCCUUCUCGAUGGUCAACAACGGCGCCGUCGGCAGUCGCUGCAACCCGUCCACGUCGCCUAUCCCGUAUUUCAUCACCCGCUAUGACGUGCGCUUCCUCGUGCCGAGCAACUAUGUAGCGCGAGUGCACGCUGGCCACAAAAGCGUCUGCGCUACGUACAACGGCAAGAGCGUCGUCGUGGCCCCUUUCGCGAUUCAGGGCAUCGUUGUGACGACUACGGCCGCCAGAUUUCCUGCUGCAGCGGCGAUCCCGAUCAGGCUACAGGGUGGCACGACAACCGGCAUCGCGAGGGGUGCCUACGCAGCUUUCGCGUCAGCGUCGUCGGACUGCACCUCGGAGCGGGCGAAAAUCUCACUGCUUGCAGUGAACUCCUUUACCACCAGCAGCGACUCCUCCACCGUACCAGGCGCCCUCCUCGUCGCAAGCAGCGAAGUUCCCACUGGCAGCUACGUGUGCAUGCGGCACACCUCCACCAACAGAAGGUUUUCUGUCAAGUACCACGGCAAGCCAGUCACAGUUGACGCAGCAUCGAUGCUGCCGGCGGACGCCGCCACGGCGCCAGUGCUAACCAUCUUCAACGGCAGCUGUGGCUCUUUGAACUUACUAGAGUUUGUGCGUCCGCCUUCCAGCGCGGACGACAUAGCCGCCUACUUGUCUGCUGCUUCAACGGUGUCAGAGGCCUACCGCGUGUUUCGCUUCGUGCCAGUCAAAGCAGGCGCCACCGCGGCGGACAAGGCGGCUGCGUGUCGACGCUUCAAUGAGGAAGCAACGCGAGACGCCGUGAAUGGUGCCAUACAGUUCCCCUUCCCGCUCUACCUGCAGCAGGCGAACGGUGUGCUGUGCGCCGACGACGAGUACGUGCGGAUUGACUACACGGUCAUCCAGCCCACGAACUGGCUGAUGUCUAUGGCUGGCGUCAGCGACUUCGCCUCCCACAUGCUGGUACUCUCUUCUGGCCCGGAGUACGACGCAGUGCCGCUUUCCGUGCGCAGCAGCGGCCUCGCCUCUGUCGGGUCUAGCACGGCGGUGCGUCUCUCUCAAGACGGCAGCUGCGCUUUUGGCUACACUGCCCGCAUCCAGUCUUACGACACCCAGCAGUACAUCGUCAUCCCGACGGCGUCCGUGGGCGUGCACACGGUUUGCGCCGGGCUGUUCAACGAGACCGGCACGUCCAUGUUUGUGUCUACCGGGUCACAGCUGGACCUGGCGUCGUACGUGCGGGGCCGACGCAAGUGGAUGCACGAAGCAGGAAUCGAGAGAACGGAGUGGACGCCAUGUGGCAGCGCCUCCACGUGUGGCCUUCACACGCAGCAGGCAUACAUCAAGGUGUGCAACGGCGCCGUUCGGCGCAACGUGUGGCCGCAGCGGUUAGAUGGAGCUUUCGUGGGCUCCGACAGUGUCAUGGUGCUCAUGGCCGGCAGUCUGCACAAGACGCAGGCGAUUGUGCUAAUGAACGACGUCUACGUUCCGGUUGCGGCUGCCUUUAUGCACUGCCAGCAGUUCAGCUUGUUGCAGCUGUCCACCGACGACGGGGCAACGUACGGCGCGGCUGCCGUGGUACUCGGCAAUCACCCGCAGAUCGCGCUGAGCCCCGUCACCGAUGUCUCUGGCGUUGUAGUGGGGUUUGUACCGUGGAACGCGAUGUGCCGCGGGGUGCACACCGGUGCGGAUGUCAUGGUAACGCGCACGGCAGCCGGCGUCUCCGUGAUCGACAUGAGCGGGCUGCUGUUUACCAAGACAAAGGGCUAUUACGCCGUGUGCGUGCGCAACGGCGUCGCGUGGACGCGUGUGACGGGCACGUACAUCAAGGUCGUCAUUGGUGGCGUCACGGUGUACCAGGCCGAGGGGAUCAGCACCGGAGACGCGCUGACGAACCAGAAGAGCAUUCACCUGUACCAAACGCAGACGGUGACGUGGGGCGUGGUGGGCACUUUUUCCCCCUCCGUGAGCCUCUUCUUGAAGCUGGCCUGGAUGGACGCUACGUGCACGAUGGACGCGGCGUACACGGCAGCCCUUCGCUACAUCUCCCCCAGCAGCGCCAAUGUGACAGUCGAGGCGUCGCUGAUUGCCGCCGCGCCGGCAGGCGUGGCAGCACCGACAUUGUACCCGUGCUACGCGGCGAACAGGUUCGGUAAUACGGCAGCGCCGAUGCCGUUUGAGCAGCACCGUGGUCGCUCCAUCACGGUCACGCAGCUCACCCUCUCUUCACUCUUCUAUCUCCCGUACCUCGAGCUCUCCGUCUUGGCCCCGGCUGACACGCGCAUCCUCCUCACGGACCCUCAAGACCCUCCGAUAAUGCGGGUUUCACUGCAAGUGAUGAGUAGCCCGAGCGACGUCCCCCAGUGCGGUGCUGCCGCUACGCAUGCGACAGUGCUGAGCACUGAAACAGACGACCUUGGGCGCCGCUGGAUGACGGUGCCGGCGCGGGUGCCGCAGACCUUCGGUGGCAGCGGGUCGACUAAGGUGUACUUGAAGAUGUGCGCCACAGCAUCGAGUAGCGCGAACCCGGAGUUCGUCGCUGUGGACGCAUACUUGGUGCUCAGUGCCAACGCCACCAACCUUGCCGGCAACCCCAUGUCGCUGCGGUUGACCUUUCUCCCACUAAACUCGUCCACGGACCUGCUCGACUACAAGGCUGCACAGUACGCCCUCGCCAAAUACGCUGCAACGGAGCUCAAGAUGCCGGAGACGGCGGUGCUGGUGGCUUCCCUCGGCAACAACGCUUUUGAGCUCUUCAUCGACGAUGCGCUGCAAACCGGCGCAGCUCCGCAGUCGACGAUGACGCCGACGCAACAGCUCUACCAGACCCUCGCCAAGGAGACCGACUUGCCUCUGUUUUUGAAUGGCCGCGACAACGUCACGGCCUGGUUUGUCCUUGCCAAAGCGGAAGCCGUGCACCUGCUCGACCAAACCUCCGUUGAUGCCUACCCACCGCUGGCUCUGCCCGUAUCGUGGUCUGCAGGCAAGUCCUUAAACUACACCGGCCUGAGUAUCGCGCUCUUCUGCGCCGUCGUCGCGCCCACCAUCAUCGGCUUCGUCGCCUUCUCCGUUCAGCAGACCAUCCCGACCCUCUCGCACUCGCACUUCGGCAAGAAGGCGGCCGUGUGCGUGGAGACUGGCGACUCACCACCGCCGCGCAACCCAUGCUCGCGGGUGAACCUGGAGGUUGAGGGUGGUGCCACGAAGGACAAAGCCCGCGACGUCCCUCUGGUUGUGCCGAGAGCGGAGGACACUGCCCAGUGUCCGCUCUACGAUUCGGACGACGAGGGGGCGACGCACGAGAUGAAGGAUAUGGGCACCUCACCACCUCUGCGCAACGACACAUUCGUCAUGGCACACCGUAGGGGCAUCUCCUCCCGCUCGUCCGUCGAGGAUGAAGAGAAGAGCUAG